UUGUAAUGUAGAUAAAUUUUAUGAAAUCAACGUGGAUUGAUCGUCUUUUCUCGUGGUUUUUAAAUUAUUAGUGAUAUGGCUGUCAGAUCGGUUUUAUGUUUAGGUGAUAAUGUAUGUAAAUGCGUUUUUGCGACAGUGUCAUUUAAACCUAAAUUGUAUACAACAAAUGUAUAUAAUCAAAUUAGGCAUUUCAAAAGAUUUCAAGGCAGUGAGAAGAAAAGAUUAUCAUUACUAAACGAAUAUGUUGAUAAGGGUAAUGUCUCUCUAUCCAAAAUGUGGAAGCCUUUUACUUUCACAGUUAUGUUUAGUGGAACAACUCUUAUUGCUGCUGCCAUUUGGAACUAUGAAAAUAACAGAGAACGAACCUAUAGAAUAAUCAAUCGUUAUAGACAACUGGGCGUACAAAAAAUAGGAUGGAGACGGGACAUGGAAAUUUGGUGGAAUAACUUAACUGAAGGAGAGAAAAUUUUUGCCCCAAUAUGUUUUUUAAAUGUUUUGGUAUUUCUAGCAUGGAGGGUCCCUAAAUUCCAGAAAACAAUGAUAAAAUAUUUUUGUUCCGGUUCAGCAUCUGGUGCAACAUGUUGGCCAAUGCUGCUGUCUUCAUUUUCCCAUCAUUCAUUUUUACAUUUAGCUGCUAAUAUGUAUGUAUUACACAGCUUUUGUUCCUUGGCUGUAUCAGCUUUGGGUAAAGAACAGUUUGUGGCAUUUUAUUUGACUAGUGCAGUGAUGUCUAGCUUUAUAAGUAAUUUGUACAAAACUGCACUUGGCUUGUCCAAUCCUUCCUUGGGAGCUUCAGGAGCAAUAAUGGGUGUUUUUGGAUAUGCCUGUACCCAGUUUCCAGAUAUAUAUCUUUCUAUUAUUUUUCUUCCAAUGUAUACAUUUACAGCCAAUACGGCAAUCAAAUUUAUAAUGGGACUCGAUACAAUGGGCAUCCUCUGUCGUUGGCAAUUCUUUGAUCAUGCAGCUCAUCUGUCUGGAGUCUUAUUUGGCAUAUUUUGGAAAAUAUGGGGUAGUGCAUAUAUAUGGCAAAAACGUGAAUCGAUAUUGACGAUUUGGCAUGAUAUCCGAGGACCACCGAGAUCACGUUGAUAUCUUUUCAUAAAAAUAUAUGCUGAUUAUUCAGGAGUGUAAAAAAGAAGAAAAUAAAAUUGGAAUAGCAAUGUUUAUAUAUUGAUACUCUUUUAAUAAUUAUGAUAGACGAAAUGAAAAACUGUACAUUUCAUGAUAAUAAAUUUGAAAUGUAAAGUUAAUA
Molecule: messenger RNA, 1252 nt
Organism: Megalopta genalis
Lineage: Eukaryota; Metazoa; Arthropoda; Insecta; Hymenoptera; Halictidae
Gene: rho-7
Product: rhomboid family intramembrane serine protease rho-7
Cellular component (GO): membrane
Molecular function (GO): serine-type endopeptidase activity
Source: RefSeq, a predicted model, not a curated record